AUGGGAAUACUACAGCUACUAUACGUUGCAUUGAUAGCAACGGAAGCAAUAGCCUCACAUGCUCAUUCACAGGCAAUAUUUAACAUUCGAGAAUUUGAGUCAUUCAUACCCAAACCCAUGGCCGAGGAUUUGAAAAGAGGAAUCUCGAAGAGUCGAUGGUCGGCAGAUCCACGCAACCAUUUUCAAGGUUAUUUUGUCAAACAAGGAAAUAAGACGAGCGAAUAUAUAUGCUCGAUUCCCCGAGCCCAAAUCGACACUAUUGAGGAAAAAGAAUCCAUUCAAUCAAACACGCAAGUGGAUAAGACAAAUGACGCCAAACUUCUCAAAGCGGCAAGCGAGAUUAUAAGAGACUCAUUUCCAAAAAACAACUGCAUUUUCACUUACGAUCUCCGUGGCUUCUAUUGGACCUAUGGAUAUUGUUACGCAGAUAAGGUGAUACAAUACCACGAGGGUGUACCCCCCCACGAAAGACACAAACGACACGAGGCUACCAAUCCAAAGACGGUUUACGUACUUGGAAGAUUCACUGAUGCAUCUUACAAAGCAGUCAAAAUCGCGAACCAAGCAAAGCAAAGACAGAUAGGUCAGUACGAAACUCGUCGAAUGAAGACACUUUCGCUUGGGGAGGACAAAGCAUCCCCAUUCAGCCACCACUCCGCUCAGAAAAUUGUGCUGGAGGUUAUUGACUCUGGGUCAAUAUGCGAGAUCACUUUAGAGCCAAGAUCAGUGGAAGUAAUUUAUAAAUGUGAUCCAGAUGCCCAUAGCUUUGGCCAGCCGCAAAUAAUUGAUGUUCCAGAGGUAACGACCUGCCAAUACAAGAUGAUUAUACAUGUACCGGGUCUUUGUGCUUUGGAACAAUUUGCCCCACACAGGAAGAUAAAGGAGUCUCUGGUAGAGAUGGCAUGCCAACUAGUUGACGAUGAAAUUUCCAGUGAGAUCGAAGAGCAACGUUUCGAAGAAUAUAUCUCGAACGUAAGACUACGGGAUGAUGGCAACUUUCCUGUGAGAGGUGACAAUAGAAUAUCAGUCGAAGAUCACACCUUGCUGCCGUUGGGAUUCGGAUUUUAUCUCGCUAAAGCAAUCUCAGGAUACAGAUCGACGAGUGCUUAUUACAACAAUCGAAAUGUGAUAAUAUACAAUGGAUUUUCUGAGGAGUUGGAAGAUAUCGGUAAUCAAGUUGGAAGAGCGAUUUACAACGCAAUUGGAAAAAAGUUAUUAGCACCUUACUUUGAAAAGGAUGAGCAAAAAAGGCUUGAGUGGAAAGACACUUUCACAAUCUGGCUAGAGUUGUAUGACUUUUUUGGCAAUUUUAAGUGUCUUCUUAGGAUCUCAAGAGACGGGAGAGAGCAGGCAAAAAGUAUACAAUUACAGGUGAUUGAUCCAGUGACCAUGGUAGAUAUCGAGGGAGACCCGCCGAUGAACAUGGCCAUCGAUCUGACUGAAUUCGAAGCGCCUCACAAUUUGUGGAACUAUCAGUAUUUUAGAAGAGGUGAUGUCAUUAUGGGACCACCAGAGCUACCUAAACAACAUCAAGAGGUCACAACCACCACCGAAACGGAAAAAGUGAUUGUAACUGUCACGCUUUCUGCUUCUGACGUGGAGUCAGAGCCAGAAGAGGAUAUCCAUUUUGAAGAUCUUUCAGGGGAUCAAAGUCCUCAAGGUGAAUACAUUAAUGAAGAGAAUAUCAAAGAGGUACGGGGAGACCCGGAGGGAGGACCUGUUGAAGUUGUCAUUGAAGAAGACGGAAUCGAGCAUACGUACGAGGUUAAUAUGCGUGAAUAA
Candidozyma auris is the source of this 1782-nucleotide messenger RNA. RefSeq lists its product as uncharacterized. Lineage: Eukaryota; Fungi; Ascomycota; Pichiomycetes; Serinales; Metschnikowiaceae. The coding region runs from base 1 to 1782 and encodes 593 amino acids. The record is from RefSeq and is a predicted model, not a curated record. Gene Ontology annotation, biological process: retrograde protein transport, ER to cytosol; endoplasmic reticulum unfolded protein response. The transcript has a single exon. Gene Ontology annotation, cellular component: endoplasmic reticulum lumen.